CACCACACCACCCGCCGCACCGCUCCGCGAUCCGUCAUGCCGCCGUGGGGAGCGCCGCACAAGUCCCGCGGCUGCGAUCUCGGUUCCACGCCAGCGGUCCCGACGCCGCACACUCCCGCCUGCAGCACAGCAGCAGCAGCGCCCGGCCGCCGGUCCGCCGCCGCGGGCGCCAGAUCGCCCCCUGGGCGCGCCCGCCCGUUCUUGCGCCCACGCCCGCACACGUGGCUGGGCACCAGAGCCGCCACAUGCGAGGUGCUCGGCCAGUUCGUCGAGUGCGCUGCCGUGAGAGCAGCCUCUGUCUCACGCUCCGCCGCCUGGCACGCAGCGACGUAGGGCCGCAGCCGCUGCGUCCCGCGCCGUCGCGCGCGCGUCCGCAUCCGCCACGCCGACCCCCUCGCGCUCCCGCUCCCGCUCGCCCGUCCAGAGGCCUCUCCAGCGCACACGCUGCCGCUGCGGCGCACCGUGCGUGUGGCACAUGCUCGCCCUGCGUUGGAAUGCUCGCAGUGCAGCAAGCUCGGGCAUCUUCCCGCAGCAGCUCGGCGACGCGCCCGGCGCCAUGCGCUGCAGCGUC
This is a messenger RNA of Tilletiopsis washingtonensis, 571 nucleotides long. RefSeq lists its product as hypothetical. The record is from RefSeq and is a predicted model, not a curated record. The transcript has a single exon. NCBI's taxonomy places the organism in Eukaryota, Fungi, Basidiomycota, Exobasidiomycetes, Entylomatales. The coding region runs from base 37 to 333 and encodes 98 amino acids.